AUGGGCACCGUUAAAGAGACAUUACAAGAAAGCUUUCCCGAUGCUACCGAGGCAGAAGUCACUAGGUUCAUCAAUGCCUAUGGGAAGGAUAAGCCAGAAGAUGAGAAGAAUAAAACAGCAAUUGAAGCGAGACUAAAAGAGCAUUUGGAGUGGAGAAAGGAGCAUGGUCUCCUAGGUGAAAGAGACGGAAAUAGGGAUACGGACGCAUCUCUCUGGGAAGCAUCUGUGAAACAAGCUAGGGAAUUCGACGAAGCAAAUGGAGAAGAUGAGAGUGGUGGUUCUGAAGCCAAUAGCCAGGCUUCCCGAGUUCCAGUGGAUCAAAUACUUUUCUUUCACAAGAGUGAAGCAGAUGGAAAGCAGAUUACAGACAAGGAUGGGAAAAGAAUAAUUCACCUCCUGCCUGGCCUAAUCAACACUGCGGCAGGAUCGGCGACGUUCUAUGCAAAUUGCAUUGCAUACUAUUUGGAUCGAAAUUUGGAUCGAAAUAAUAUUGAAAAGCUGACAAUCAUGAUUGAUGUGAGAGCUGGUACUGGAUGGCCAAACGAGCCUGCCUACAAAAUGGUCUCAUUUGUGAAGACCAUAGUGCGGGUAUUUGAGUUCAAUUUCCCGGAGCGUGUCAACAAGUUUGUUGUGUUCCCUAUACCGAUGCUUCUCAAGGGCAUUUUCAACACAAUCAAGAUGCUCUUCGACCCAACCACAGCAAACAAGAUAGCCUUGGCAACAGGGUCUGCACUUGCUGACUCACCAUUGCCAAAGCAAGAUGUUGUCGCUCACAUUGAUGAGGAAGUCCUUGAUCAAACUGAAAAGAUUCGGUUGGGUUUGUUCAGAGAGAAAAAGAAGUCGUCAGGAUGGUUUUCAUAA
Molecule: messenger RNA, 861 nt
Organism: Cylindrotheca closterium
Lineage: Eukaryota; Bacillariophyta; Bacillariophyceae; Bacillariales; Bacillariaceae
Source: the annotation of a GenBank genome assembly